Molecule: messenger RNA, 1885 nt
Organism: Drosophila simulans
Lineage: Eukaryota; Metazoa; Arthropoda; Insecta; Diptera; Drosophilidae
Gene: Galphaf
Product: guanine nucleotide-binding protein G(f) subunit alpha
Exons: 5
Coding region: 380-1591 (403 amino acids)
Biological process (GO): adenylate cyclase-modulating G protein-coupled receptor signaling pathway
Cellular component (GO): heterotrimeric G-protein complex
Molecular function (GO): GTPase activity; G protein-coupled receptor binding; G-protein beta/gamma-subunit complex binding
Source: RefSeq, a predicted model, not a curated record
UCAUUUAAACCAAUUUAUGUACAUCCCCAUGGCACCCUAAAGUACAGUUAACCCAUAAAUUUAUACCCAAUAUCGGGUUCUCAAGUAUACUCCUGCAUUAUCAGGAGGAACAUUGAGAUUACUUGGGCACAGAAAGAGGUUCCACAUGAUUAGCGCCACCGUUCCGAAAAAUGGGUUCCAAUCGGAUUAAGAUUUACGAUGUCGAUCGCCAGCCCCAUCAGAUUUAUAUAAUGCUAAAGCGCUGUUAUAUUCGGGAGAGGACUACUUGGCGUUCAGUCAUACGAUUUGUGCGCCUGACUUCGGAUUCUUGUCUACUGAAACGGAAACCCACAACUUCUGGAGAGGUUGAAUCGAAUCGAAUCGCGACUGAUACUGGGAAAUGAUUGGCGACUUGUUUUUCGGACUUUUGCGGUGUUUGCGCCAACAGCCGGCGAAGCCAGCGGCGGUCAUGGCCCACAAGGAGGAUCAGUACCCGGUGUCACUUGACCACCACGUGCUCAAGGACGUGACCAAGGGCGCGAGGGACACCACCGUCAAGAUCCUGCUACUGGGCACCGCCGAGUCGGGCAAGACCACCAUCAUCAAGCAAAUGCGGAUACUGCACAUCAACGGAUUUACAGACGAUGAACGGCGAGAGAAGAUCCCCGAGAUAUACCAGAACAUCCACGAGUCCAUCCUGCAAUUGGUGGGCCAGAUGGGAGUGCUGGGCAUUGACUUUGGCAGCUGUACCAGCGAAAGAUCGGCGGACUAUAUACUCUCCCUGCCCGGAUCGGCACCCGAAUAUAUGAACGAGGAGUACUGCGACCACGUCACUACUUUGUGGAACGAUGUGGGCAUUCGCGCCUGCUAUGAUCGCUCAAAUGAGUUUCCCCUGCUGGAUAGUGCGAAAUACUUCCUGGACAACUUUGUGCGCAUCAGCGAUGCCGAGUACAUUCCCAGCACCGAGGACAUCCUGCACAGCCGUAAGAUCACCACGGGCAUUUCGCAAAUCACGUUCCGCGUGCCCAUUCCCAAGUGCAUGGGUGGUGGCGAACAGCAGUUCCAAAUGUACGAUGUGGGCGGCCAAAGGGAUCAGCGGAAUAAGUGGAUUCAAGUGUUCGAGGGCAUACAGGCCGUAUUGUUCCUGAUCUCGUGCAGCGAGUUCGAUCAGAAUCUGCGCGAGGAUCCCAGCCAGAAUCGUUUGCAGGAGGCUCUGAAGCUGUUCAGGGCCGUGUGGCAGAAUCGUUUCCUCGCCUCCGCCGGAUUGAUUGUGUUCCUCAACAAGUACGACAUCAUGGAGCGAAAGAUUCGGGCCGGCAAGCACAUUGUGGACUACUUUCCCGAAUACGAGGACUUCUGCAAGAGGCCGCAGCAGGACAAUUGCUUUGGCGAGAGUGACUGGACCAAGAUGUUCAUCAAACAGAAGCUGGUGGAUAUCACCCAGGAGCCCUUCAAGCGCCACUCGCGGAAUCAGGUGGAUCUGGGCACCUCGGAAAGGGAGUGCUACUACCACUUCACCGUCGCCACGGAUACGCGGUGCAUCCGCGAUGUCUUCUGCGAUGUCCAGAAGAUGAUCCUCUCGGAGAACGUGUCCAGCAUGGGCCUAUUCUAGUCCUGAUCCCGUAGCGGAUCGGAGAGCUUCUCAAUAAAGUUAAGGGCGGGCUGUCCUCAGGCCCCCACCAACUGUGAUCUAGUAGGAUAUGACUUACAUAAGUAGCCAUGUAGGACCGUAGAUCGUAGUGGCAACUGUAUGUUGCACAAUGGCUGGUACAACGCUUUAAUAUAUUUAACUGCAUUGGGUGUAGAGGAAGAAUCCUCGCACCGAAUGCUCUCACUACUCCUUCAACUAAUGUCUAAACUCUAAUAGAAUAUAGCAUCUACAAUAAACCAAAACACACCCAGACAA